CAACUUUUGUAUUUACACCUUUUACCUAUCACCUGUUAUUACGGCUGCAGGUGGGUGUCAAAAUAUGGUGACUCACUCUGUACCUAAUUAAUUACACCUUUUCUCUUAGGAAAUUUAUUCCCAAAGUGAAAUUUCCAACUGCCCCAUCCGAUCUAUGUAUAUUUAGUUUUUUGGCUUUUCUGCUAUAAUAGUGGAAAAUCGCCUUACAUAUUGGAUUUUCAAAUUUUGCUCGCCCCCUUUUUUUUUCUUUUUUCAAUUUUUCAGAUUUUUUUGAAGGUAUUUUCACUGUUUUUGUUAUCAACAAAUUGUCUCAAUCGCAUUAUUUUAGAAUCUUUUGGUAAAUUAAGCUCGGCUUUUUUUUAGAAGGUUUUCUCUAUCUCCAUCUGUUCCGUUAUUUUCUCCUGAAUUCUUCUACUCGGAAAACUAAAUUAUUUCUGACUCUGAUUUCCCUAGCUUCUAAUUUUAUAGAGGUAGAUUCCAAGAAGCUUUCUGUGAUUCACUAGUUUGGUGUAGAACUGAUGAUUUCAGCCUUCCCUUCAAGAACUUCAGCGUAUCUAAUUUUGGAUAGUUUCUAAUGAUAAUAAUGAUAUUUUAUCUAAACCUCAUAUCAUAUUUGCCUCUGAUGAUGAUAAUAAGGAAGUCGUCUGCAUGUACUGAAAAUAGUUCCACGUUCCACAAGUGCUCAAGUACGUUAAUGAGUUUAUUCGAAGUUCUGUGGAGCUCGGCUUUAUUUUCUAUAGAGCGUGCAAGAGUUGAUUUCUUGCAGCACUUCAUAUGAUGUAUUGUCAACUCAAAAUCUCCCUUUAAACCUACUAUGAGCGCACCGAGCAAUUUCCUAAUUAAUAGAGUGUUUUUUUUUGAGGCUGUGUGAAAGUAAGUAUUGAUUUGUCAAAUUGAUAGUAGGUACUCGUGGGGUUAUUUAUAGUUUGGAAAUUAUACCAUAUUGACAGAAUUUUUAAUAAAUAUUAUUUCAAACUAUAAUAAAUUCACCAAAUAAUAAUUGUUUGAUAAAAGUAUAUAGAAACCUUUUAGCGAUAUUACGCAGCAAAAUAAGGCAAAAAAAAAAACACCAAAGAAUAUAUAAAUUCGAGGCAUUCAAGUUUCAAUAUAAGUGUUUUCAGUACCUACAUAUGCAUAUUUUGUAUACCUAAUCUUAUAAAGGUAAGAAACUUCAGAACAAAUAAAUAUAUAGAAUUUUCUUGUAAUCAAGAGUGAGAAAUUGAUUCAGGAAUCUUGCAAAAUGCAACUUUUUAUAAUAUCUUUCCUUGCCUUUUGCGGACUUAUCGUCUUAUGUAACGGAGAAUGUACCGAGGGAGUGUAUGAAUAUGGAGUAAGCGAAGAGGAAAAAAACUACAUACUUGAAACACACAACAGUCUUAGAGAAGAUCUUGCAAACGAUAGAGUGCCUGGUCAACCAAGAGCUAUAAAUUUGAAGCGAUUUGAAUGGGAUGAUUAUUUGGCUGGUCAAGCACAGGAUAUUGCCAACACCUGUGAAUAUGGACAUAGACCAGUUCAAGACAGUAGAGACAGUGUGGGACAAAAUAUAGCAAGAUCACAAACCACUAAUUACAUACCAGGAGCCAAUUGGACUGAGACCCUUAUCUCUCAGUGGUGGGACGAAUAUAAGAAAUAUGUAUAUCAAGACGGAGUUCAAGAUGACACUCUUCACUACACUCAGAUGGCUUGGGACGAUACUCAUUUAGUUGGAUGUGGUUAUACUUAUUAUGACGUAGGUGGAGAAUUUCCGUUCUUUAAGUUCUACGUUUGCAAUUACUCACCAGCUGGCAAUUCUGACAGAUAUCCUUACCAAACUGGAGAGUCUGGAUGCGAAAACUUGUGCUAAAAUGAGGAUAUCUGACAGGUGAUUGAUACCUUCUGUAUCAACAUUGUGUCGAUUUUUUUUUAAAAUUGGUACAAUUUUGCUGAAAAUAAAGCAAUUAUUUUUCAUAACUAAUAUUAUUUGUGUUAUUUAUGUACCUACACC
This is a messenger RNA of Ceutorhynchus assimilis (cabbage seed weevil), 1984 nucleotides long. NCBI's taxonomy places the organism in Eukaryota, Metazoa, Arthropoda, Insecta, Coleoptera, Curculionidae. The record is from the annotation of a GenBank genome assembly.